Canariomyces notabilis is the source of this 525-nucleotide messenger RNA. RefSeq lists its product as uncharacterized. NCBI's taxonomy places the organism in Eukaryota, Fungi, Ascomycota, Sordariomycetes, Sordariales, Chaetomiaceae. Gene Ontology annotation, molecular function: DNA binding; RNA binding. Gene Ontology annotation, cellular component: exosome (RNase complex); nucleolus. The record is from RefSeq and is a predicted model, not a curated record. Bases 1 to 525 code for a protein of 174 amino acids. The transcript has 3 exons. Gene Ontology annotation, biological process: maturation of 5.8S rRNA; regulation of gene expression.
AUGGACCUCAGCGACAUCACUCCCCAACUCGAUCAACUCGACCAGGAUUUGGACCAGGCAAAGGAAGUGCUGAAGCCCCUUCUCGGCGACCUCGGGGAUCUUUCUUCCAAGCUUCCACUCCUGGACAAGGCCAAGCUAUAUGUCCUGGCUACCUAUGCUAUAGAAUCCCUCCUCUUUUCCACCCUACGCUUGAAUGGGGUGGACACAAGGGAGCAUUCCAUCCUCACAGAGUUGACCCGUGUUAGGCAAUACAUGGAAAAGCUUCAAAAAGCCGAGGCCCCUCCUGUAGAGCGAGAGAACACUGUCAACACUGAAGCUGCAGCCCGCUUUCUCAAGUCUGAUCUUGGUGACAAUAAGGACCUUAAAGAAAAGCUGUCUGAGCUCAUAUCCAGGGAGCGAGCAAAGGCCGCAGCGAAAACAUCAGAGAAGAAACGCCCAGCGGAGGGUACCUCCACGACGCCCAGCCAAGCUGAGGAGAGCCUUCCAAAGCGACCGAAACGCAACGGGUCGAAGAAGAAGAAAUGA